CCGACGUUAAUUGUUGACAGUGUCAAAUUGGCAACGUCAUACGCCAUGGUAGUAGGACCAAGUGGCGCGUUAUUCUCCAUCCCUGAUGUCAUGGCCAGCAUCGGUCAAUUCCAGGACGGACGCACGUUUGAGGCGUUGGCAUUUCGCAAGCUGGGCCGACCUUACAUCCACCACAAGCUCUGUACGUUUCCCCACUUGACGCUGCGUCGAAACAGCGACGUCCUCCAGGCGUACCUCGUUCAACACUCGUACAAGGAGCGUGUCCAUCGCUGGGUAUCCUACCACCCCCAUACACGAGACAUCCUCGCGCUCCAUGCGGCCUACGUUGGGGACCUACACCUUCUCGAGUGCUUGCACCAAAGUGAAUACCUGUCCCCGACGUUGCUGUUGUGGGACGUUGCCGCCUCCACCAACCAACUGCCUGUGCUUGGGUUCUUGGUCCAAAUCAACCACACGGGCUGCUCUUCACGAUCCAUCGGAUGGGCUGCGUCACAAGGAAGUCUCGACGCCAUUUGGUUCAUCCACAACCAUCUCACCGAUCGCAAAUUCGACGCGGACGCGUGGGAGUUUGGAGUCCAGCGGGGCGACAUCGCGACGGCGGAAUGUUUAAUCGCGAUUGGGGCCUUCCAUCCAAAUCGAAUCCACCUCGCAGCGCAAUACAACCACCUGGAGCUGCUGGUUUGGCUCAUCGACCGCCAAUUGGAAGCCUUCAACAACCCCGUCUUGAUCGACACUGCUGCCGCCUAUGGCCAUUUGGAAAUUGUGAAAUAUCUCGUCCACCGUGGAUUCCCCAGAACUGUCCGCGCCAUGGACCAGGCCAUGGCGAACAACCACAUGCAUGUCGUCGAGUUCCUUCGUUAGUUGAACUGGCCGUAAUGUAAGAUCGCACCCCUGAACACAGCAGUAGACUGCACCGAACGUGUUAGAACUGUCGAUGCUAUGAUAUUCUUGUGUUUAUUCUAAACUGGAGCGAUAUGGAGAAUGAA
Molecule: messenger RNA, 986 nt
Organism: Aphanomyces astaci
Lineage: Eukaryota; Oomycota; Saprolegniomycetes; Saprolegniales; Verrucalvaceae
Exons: 1
Coding region: 46-861 (271 amino acids)
Molecular function (GO): protein binding
Source: RefSeq, a predicted model, not a curated record